UUCUCCCCUCCUCUCGUCUUUUCUUCCCUUUUUCCCAUCUGUCCUCUGUCCUCUGGGCUGCCUCUCAUCGCCUGUUUCAUCUCCUGUGACAUUCAUCUAUUUGACUGGUCACUGGUGCCUGGCAGUUCAGCCGCACUGUCCCUCGUCUGCCAUUUUGGCCCCUCGAUCGCUCUUGUAUCUGCUCUCUGACUGUUCUUACCUUGCAUUAGCUCUCGUGUUCCAUCUGCCACAAAACUUAUAUUUAUCAUUUGUCGUCGGAGUCUUUAAAUACCCAGUGGUUACUCUUCAGAGCAAAAUGCCCCGAUACGCCCACCGCACCCAGCUCACCGACUCGGAAGACGACUUCUCAGAGUCAGACUACUCUAUGAUGGAGGGAGCCCGUAGGCAUGUUAGGAGACGAUCCAUUUCCCGCAGUCGCUAUGGGCCUAGUCACAGCAACGCCUAUUUAAGCCCGCACGGCACUCUCUACGAAGACGUGCACAUCAAACGGUCCGCCUCGACGGGUGCCCGCCGCGACCGCGAGCGGCACCGAGAGCGAGAUCGUGAUCGUGACCGGGACCGCGAGCGAGUGGACCGCGUGCAGCCGUCGACCGUGAUCGUCGACAUCAAGAACGACUCGCGCAAUACUAGCUCCAACAAGAACCGCAAGCAGCACCGCGAAUCCGCCUCCCACAUCCUCGAUGACCCCUACUUGGACCCCUAUGAGGAUGACCUCGAUGAGGUUGCCAUCCGCCGUCGUCACCGUUCGCGGCCCCGCGCGAGUACAACCAGCGUCUCCCACUCCCGCGAUCCGUCUCCCCUUCCCCCGGCCCGUGACUAUGACCUUGUCAUUGACCAGAAGCUACUAGAGAAGAACGAUCAGCGCCAGGACCUCGAACUCCUGCGCCAGCAGCAGGAGAUUAAGUAUCUGGAGCGGCAAUUGGCCCGCCAGCGAGCGGAGCAGCAUGAGGUCCGCAUUGUAAAAGACGAGGAAGAUCGCUAUGAGGACGAUAUCAGCGAUAGGCUACGGCGGCUCCAGAGGUUCGAGGAGCAGGAACGUCUAGAGGAUGAGAAGCGCAAGGCCGAGCGUCGCUAUAGGCUGCAGAGGCUCGAGCAGGCGGAGCGUGAAGCCGCGGAACAGGAAGAGGUGCGCAAGAAACUGCGCCAUGAGCGGCUGGUGGAGUUGCAGAAGAAGAUUGAGGAGGAGGAAGAGCGUGAACGCAUCAAGAAGGAGAUCCGGGAUGAGGAGGCGAGGAUUGCCCUUGCUGAGCAGGAGAAAAAGGCUAAGGAGGCGCGGAUGAAGGCUGCCGCUGUUGAGGAGUGGAAGCUUGCGCAGGAGCGGGCUGCGAUUGCGGAGCGGGAGGCUGCGGAGAAGCGCGAUAAGGAGUUCAAGGAGCGCCUACGGCUCGAGUUCGGUAUGACACCCGAGGAGUUUGCGGAGUUUAUGAAGAAAAAGAAUCAGAAGGAAGAGAAGAAAGAAGAGAAGAAGGAGGAAAAGAAAGAGAAGGGAAAGGAGGAGAAGAAGAAGGAAGAGAAGAAGGACGAGAGGAAGGACGAGCUCAUUGAGCAACGCAAGUCUCCUUGGAUCAAGGUCCAUCGCAAAUAUCUCCUCCCAGAAACCCUAGACACAUAUAGACUCCCCUGGUCAUGGGAUGAUGUUGACGGCAACUAUCUCAUCAUUAAGACGUGGAUCAGCGAAGACCUGCAGGACGAGCUCUUCCAGCACACCCGCCGCAUCCGCGAGGGUAAAAUCCUUACUCAGACCUCCAGCACUCUGACUGAGCUCCGCGUCAACGAUCGAAACAAGGAUAAGAUGUACCUCGUUAGAAAAAAGAGUCCCAGUCGGAGGUCUUGGAUUUUUACCUGAUUGCGCUCAUCCGAUGUUGCCACCUAUUCAAGCUACAUGUCAUGGCUAAGAUUGGAUUUGAUGGACUGGAAGUUUUGUUUUGUUCUGUUCUGAUUUGGUUCUUCACUCGGCUUACUGAUCUUUAUAUCCUUUGCUUUUAUUUGCUUUUUUCUUGUCAUUCACUGGCCCUUCAGUUACGAAUCUCGGAGGGGGUCGAGUACUUCGGUUGAUUGUCUGCAGUGCUUGUCAUAGUUGCGAUUUGAAUUUGCUAUCUACGAUACAGACAUGAUGAAACGAUUUUGACGAUAGAUGCUCAUGUUUCCGUCCAGACCGCAUCGCAUCAGAUAUCCACCUAUAGUACAUACCAAAAUACAUUAUACCAUACCCCACGU
Aspergillus nidulans FGSC A4 is the source of this 2217-nucleotide messenger RNA. RefSeq lists its product as uncharacterized. The transcript has 3 exons. Bases 296 to 1846 code for a protein of 516 amino acids. The record is from RefSeq and is a predicted model, not a curated record. Lineage: Eukaryota; Fungi; Ascomycota; Eurotiomycetes; Eurotiales; Aspergillaceae.